Molecule: messenger RNA, 1281 nt
Organism: Strigops habroptila (Kakapo)
Lineage: Eukaryota; Metazoa; Chordata; Aves; Psittaciformes; Psittacidae
Gene: CTDSP1
Product: CTD small phosphatase 1
Exons: 7
Coding region: 3-956 (317 amino acids)
Molecular function (GO): RNA polymerase II CTD heptapeptide repeat phosphatase activity
Source: RefSeq, a predicted model, not a curated record
CCAUGUUUGCAGCCCCAGCCCGGGCGGAGGAAACUCCAUGUUGUAACAAAGUUUCCUCCGCGGCGCCGCUCCCGCGCCCGCCGCCCCGCGCCGCCGCCGGACCCCGCCCCGCCUCCCCCCCCCGGGGGGCCGCGCCGGGGGGGCCGCCCCCUCCCACCCCCCCCUCCCCGGCGCCCAUGGAGCACCAGUCCAUCAUCGCCCAGGUUAGCAGGGAGGAGGGGAGCGCCCCGCUGCAGGAGAAAGGUACCCAGGCCCCUGCCACCAAAAAGCCGCGGAGCCGUAGCAUCCUCCAGUCCCUCUUCUGCUGCCUGUGCCAUGAUGAUGGGGAGCCCUGCACCGGCACCCCUGGCGCCCCACUGCUGGUGGAGGAGAAUGGGGCGCUGCCCAAGGCUGCCGUCAAACACCUUCUGCCUGAGAUCAAGCCGCAGGAUGCUAGCAAGCUGUGCGUGGUCAUCGACCUGGACGAGACGCUGGUGCACAGCUCCUUCAAGCCGGUGAACAAUGCCGACUUCAUCAUCCCGGUGGAAAUCGAUGGCAUCAUGCACCAGGUGUAUGUGCUCAAGCGGCCACACGUGGACGAGUUCCUGCAGCGCAUGGGUGAGCUCUUCGAGUGCGUGCUCUUCACCGCCAGCCUGGCCAAGUACGCGGACCCCGUGGCUGACCUGCUGGAUAAAUGGGGGGCUUUCCGGGCACGGCUUUUCCGGGAAUCCUGUGUCUUCCAUCGGGGCAACUACGUGAAGGACCUGAGCCGCCUGGGCCGCGACCUGCGCCGCAUCAUCAUCGUGGACAACUCGCCCGCAUCCUACAUCUUCCACCCCGAUAACGCCGUGCCGGUGGCUUCCUGGUUCGAUAACAUGGCGGACACGGAGCUGCUGGACCUGCUGCCCUUCUUCGAGAGGCUCAGCAAGGUGGAGGACGUGUACGCAGUGCUCAAGAAGCAGCGGACUAACAGCUAGUGGCCCCCACCCCUGCGGGUGCUGCCGAGGGGCACCGCCGCGGCAGCCGGGUGCCUUAUGUUAGGGGGGGAGAUGCCCCCGCAUGUGCCCCCCGCAUCGUCCUCGGGUGCCCUCCCUGCCUGCUGGUGGUGGGAGACGUGGGUGCCCCCACCAGGGAGGUGGGUGUCCCCUCCCAUGGAGGAGGGGGGGCUGCGGGUGACCCGCUGCCUUGCUGUGCUGAGGACCUGCUGGGGGGGGUCCCAGUCCUCCCCCACUGUCCCACCCCCCAACCUGCGUCCCCCUUCCCCAGAACGGUUCUCAGGUCCUUUUCCCUCUGUGUCCCCCC